This is a messenger RNA of Fundulus heteroclitus (mummichog), 2660 nucleotides long. It is a transcript of the gene scg2b, whose product is annotated as secretogranin II (chromogranin C), b. The record is from RefSeq and is a predicted model, not a curated record. NCBI's taxonomy places the organism in Eukaryota, Metazoa, Chordata, Actinopteri, Cyprinodontiformes, Fundulidae. The coding region runs from base 124 to 1896 and encodes 590 amino acids. The transcript is spliced from 2 exons. Gene Ontology annotation, cellular component: secretory granule.
CUAUAAUAGGAGGAGCUGUCCAAGUGCUGAACACAGAAGCAAAUCAGCACCGUUCCCGAGGAGAUGCCAUACACCCUCACUACCGUCUGAGCUUUAUUACCAAAGGUAAUACGUUUGCCUAUAAUGCUGCAUUUCCACCACAAGUUGCCCGCGGGGGGAGCCGUGGUCCUGCUCGCCUUCCUUCUCCACGGAUGCGCCGUGCAGGCUGCGUCUCUCCCCCGCCACUACAGGCUGCGAGGCGGGGAGAGCGAGGGGCAGCAGGCUGCCUUUUCACCCAGCUCCGAUAUGAUUAAAGCUCUGGAGUACAUCGAAAACCUGAAGCAGCGAAACGGGGGCCGAGCCGAGCCCGUGGAUUACGACGAGGUGGAGAAAUUCAAGAUUCUGCUUCAGCUCGCUUCGCAACAGGAUGAGGUUCCCGGGGACCGUCAGCCCGCCCCCGGCAUCCAGGGCCCGGACGUAACCGCUGGACAGCUGAUGAAGGCGAUGCUCAAGACUCUCCAGGAUCAGGCCGGGAAAGAUCCCAGGAGCGACCGCCGGGCGCACAGGCACCGCACCAAAGACACCGAAGCACCCGAAAGUGCACCAGCAGACUACGGUAAUUUCCCCAGACCCCACAAGAAAUAUCCGCUGAUGUUUGAAGACGAAGAGACCACAGACGCAGCCAAGCGCGCAACAGAAGAUCUGGACGAGCAGUACACCCCCCAGAGCCUGGCCAAUCUGAGGUCCAUCUUCGAUGAACUGGGGAGGAUGGCCGCUGUCCCGGGCCAGAAGAGAGGUGUGUUCGGGGAUGACGAUGAAGAAGGGGAGGACGGGUUCAGCAAGGAUGUGGCUGGGGGAGAGGAGUGGGUCCCCGUGGAGGACAGGGAAGAGACCGAGGAGAUGGUGAACAGGAGCCACGAGGAGAUGGACAGGGCGCUCAAUGAACAGGAGGAAUCAGAGCGGGAGGAGAUGCAACGCCGUGCCAACCAGAACCAAGAGGAUGCUGAUGAUGACACUAAGCUGGUAGAUUACUACCUGUUGAAGGUCCUGGAGAUGAGCGAUCAGACGCAGAAGAGGGAUCAGACCGGCGAUCAGAGGAAGAGACUGAUCCGCCCCUCCAUCUUGGACCCCCGGACACUGAAGGAGCUGCUGGAGCUUUCCCUCAAGCUCCACGUUCCCCCUCAGGACCUCAUUGACAUGCUGCUCACAGAGGAGCUCAGGAAGCUCCACCGCGACCCGCAAACCUUAACCCGCUACACGGCCGGCCAGACGCCCAAGAUCCGCUACUUCAGCCGCAGGCUGCCGCUGAAGAGCAAGCCCGCCCCCGAAGACAUGGACAGAGAGGACUUUCUGGACAUCAUCGGGGUGGAGACCAUCAGCAACGAGUACCCCGUUGUGCAGAGACCCAUGAAGACCCCCUCAUCCACAGACAGGAUCUCUGCGGCGGCCAGCCCUGCUGCAGUCCCGGUGAAGAUCCCGCCACCCUCCGGGCGCCGGGAGAACCUGUUCUUGUCGGAGCUCAACAAGAUGCCCCUGAAGCGUCAGGCCGACGCCGCUGAUGAAGACGACGACGACGGUGACGUAGAAGACGAGGUGACGACCUACCUGGCGGCCAAAAUCCUCACCGAGUACCCCAACACCAUCAGCAAGCGGGACACCCAGGCGCAGCUGAAGGGACAGUUCCCCUACGAGCUGUACGAGCGCGCCAUGAAGGACUACAUGGAUCAGGCGGACGCUGAGACACGCUCAGUGUCCAAGAGGGACACCGAGGAGCAAACGGAGGAGGAGGAGGAAGAGGCGGCGAACCCCGCAGAGGUACAGGGCAUGGAGGAGGCGGCGGCCAAGACCUCCGCUCCGCAAACCGCCAAGGAAGAGGAGGAGAAGGAGCGCCUUGAGAAAAAAGCGGCCGGGAUGUAAUCUGAUCCUCCCUGUAAGACGCAUUAUUAUGAAUAUGUAGUAUUUCUACCGUCUCAGAAAUAACGUUUGGUGGACGUGAUCUAGUUUACACAUUUUUAUUAUAUGAACUAUAGCUGGUAUUAAUAAUCACUAAUGAAAAAUUAUAUAUAGUAACUUUAGAAGCAAAAUCUAAUUUCAUCAAUGACUGUCCCUACUUGCUGCAAGAACAUCUUAGACAUAUUCUAAUGGCACCACAGGAGAUUAAAGGUGCAACCGGUGAGGCAAACAUCUCAUCUGGAACAAGCGAGCUCUCAGUAAGCCUAAUGAACAACUACAAUCCAAUCAGACAAAUUAAAGUUGUGUGACGUUAAGUUUGUUUACAUUUAACGGUGUUUGCAAGAGCGCUAUAGUUUAACCAACAGAGGAAAGGCUUUUUUUUUCCGUCUAUUUAUUAACAUAUGUGAAUAUAAAUGUAAAUUAGGUAUAAAGCUGAACAAAAAAGUCAAGGUUUACUUGGGAAUAACUAUUGUUCGUCAGGGCUGAGGGCUAGUGUUGUGACUCUUGACCUAUUCAGGGUUAGUGGAUUUCAUGUUAUGGAGUAAUUAUUUCUAAGUCUAAAUAUCAGACCGUCGCCUGCCUUCUAACCCUUUCAUACUGCAAAGCUCUGUGUUGUUGGCCUAAUAGUGGUUGUGCUACGUAUGCUCAUUUUUAAACCAUUUUGUACAUGUUCAACAACGUGUGAUCGAUCACAGAUGAAUAAAGCAUCAGAUGUAUUAUUUUUCUUC